AUGCAGUCGGAUUAUUUAACUGAUACAUUAUCAGUUUACUUAGAAUCAUGUGAGCCCUUAUCAGUUACUGACAAUGACCCUUCUCACAAUGUAGAUGAACCAAAUACUGGUCCCCUUGUUGACCCUUUUACCUAUAUUGUCUUAACUGAAUCCUCCGAAGUGAGAGAUUAUAACUAUGUGCAAAAUAUCAAAUGUUCAUCAACUUGGAGAAGUACCCGAAAGGUUACAAUGAAUCAAAAAACUGAUACCAAAUUGGUUGCAAGAAAGAGCAAAAGAGCUUCUGGAAAGAAGCCAAUGUUAGAUUUAUUAUCUGCAGAUGUUGGAAGAAGAAGAAUAAGUGCUUGGGUGUGUUCUGAUGAUUGUCAUAAAUGGAGAAGAAUAUCAGGUAUACUUGCAGAUUCUAUUGAAUCCACAGAAUGCAGAUGUUUCAAGGUCUCGAGCUCUGUACACACUGCUCUAAUAGAAGCAUUUGGGAAGUUCUAUCGAAGCUCAAAAUAG
Molecule: messenger RNA, 498 nt
Organism: Lactuca saligna
Lineage: Eukaryota; Viridiplantae; Streptophyta; Magnoliopsida; Asterales; Asteraceae
Source: the annotation of a GenBank genome assembly